AUGCCUGAUAAUAAUUUGAAGACAAGAAUUGUGGCUCAGAUGAUUGUUGAUAAUAAGAUUCAGUCUUCAUAUGAAUGGAUUUUUAAAUAUGUUAAAGAGUUAACUGGUAUCUUGCCAAAAGUUUUCAUAACAGACAGUGACUCUGUGGUCAAUGGUGCUGUCGCAACUCAAUUUCCUAAUACUUUUCAUAUGCACUGUAUCUGGCACAUAAGCCAAAACUUACCCAAACAUUUAAAGAAUAUAUUAGGUUUUAAAUUUAAUGACUUUAUGAAAGAUUUUUAUAUAGCAAGAAAUAGUCUAACAGAGGAACAAUUUACUAAAAA
This is a messenger RNA of Cetraspora pellucida, 323 nucleotides long. Lineage: Eukaryota; Fungi; Glomeromycota; Glomeromycetes; Diversisporales; Gigasporaceae. The record is from the annotation of a GenBank genome assembly.